GUCGCAGCUUCACGGUACAGGAUCCCAUGUUGAGAAAGAAUAUUGCUACAUUCAGAUAGACAUGCAGGUUAGAGGGACGUAUGUGCGUAUUCUCAUGUUACUAAAGGGGAUUUCCUCCCGUGUGUGUUGGAUGCCUUCUCUCGCCUUCUUUUGCCUUGGAUGGAUAUGGACAGGAGUGCGUACACCGGACAUGUGAGUGUGGGCGUACUUGGGCGAAGAUAUGAGAUGCUAUUCGAUGGGUCAAUAUAAUAGAUCCGCACAUCCUUUGAAAGAUGAUAUUUUUGGACCCCAAAUAUUUUCUCUCGUACGGCUUUCAUUUCCAUCUUCACGUCGCCUUACUCAUCAAUUAUAUAAGCACGCACUCUUUCUUAUCUCGUAUCCAUCGAACCGAAAACAUCGUCACCAUCUUUGCGGGGCCCAAAACACAUGAAAAGUAAUUUCCGAAAAAGUUUGGAAGAUCACAGACAUCACUCACCACCUCACGCAUCAUCUUCAUUCUGAGGCUUCACUUGAAAUAAUCUUCCAGCCUUUUCCACAUCGGUUAUGUUUUGGCGUGAGAAUAUAUUAAAAAUCAAUUGAUCAGCCUUUCGUACCCAGCAGCAACAAGGAGCACCGAAAGGUACGAUGAUAAUAAAAUCCGUUCGCAGAUAAUUUAUAUGUUUCGAUAGCAAACGCUUUGUUUCCAUAUAUACCUACCUAGUAUAGUUUAUGUAUACCUAUAUAUGUGUAUUCCCCCCACCAUCGUCACCUUCCUUCCAUUAUCGUCAUCGUCAAAAAAUUUAAUUCUUUGCAAGCAGACACGCAAACAAGCAAUCUAAUCAAUCCACCGCUUUCAGAUAGAAGAAGAAGGAAGAAAAAAAUCCACUUAUCGCAACCAACCCAUCAAAACCCAAAACACAAAACCCCCACCAUCAAAAUUCCCUCUCAACUCCGUUCGCAUCAAUCACCCACAAACUUCCAACCUUCCUAUUUCCAUUUCCAGAAUUCUGUUCCUUUCCGAAGAAAGAUCACGCGAAGCUAUUUCACUCCAUACCAAUAUCAACCACCAAUUCACCAAUUCACCAAUCCUCCCACCCUUACUCUCACCCACACCCUCACCCACCCUCACAUAAUCUAAAACAUCGCAAAAAUGGUUGGCUCACAACCUAAUCUCUUCGCAUUCCCAACCGUCGACAUCCUCGCCACAACUCUCCGCCAAUACAUCGUACAAGCCCAAACCGCCGGUCUCGCCCGCCACGACGCCUUCAAAAUCGCUGUUUCAGGUGGUUCUCUCCCUAAAACUCUCGCUGCGGCUUUACUCGGCCCAUCUAGCGGUCCUGACGACAUUAUCCACUUCUCCAAAUGGGAAAUCUUCUUCGCAGAUGAAAGAGCCGUUCCCCUCGACCAUGAAGACUCCAAUUACGCACUCCUCAAAAGCGAACUCCUCGAUAAAAUUCCCGCCGAAAUGGGCAAACCUACUGUGCACCCAAUUGAUACGGCGCACUUGAACGAUGUGCAAGAAUUGGCAGAUCAGUAUGAACAACUCCUUGUGCGCAGUUUCGCAUCUCGGGAUUCGGUCAAAUUGCCCAUUUUUGAUUUGUUGCUAUUGGGUUGUGGUCCUGAUGGUCAUACGUGUAGUUUGUUUCCAGGACAUGCUUUAUUGAGGGAAACAGAUGCGUGGGUUGCGCCAAUUGAAGAUAGUCCAAAACCACCACCAAAGAGAAUUACACUUACAUUGCCGGUGGUGACACAUGGAGUUAAGAUAGCUUUUGUAGCAACAGGAGGUGGAAAGAAGGAAAUUAUGAAGGAGAUUUUCGAAAAGGGAAAUGGAUUACCUUGUGCAUUGGUUAAUGAGGGAGCCAGAGAAAGAUGUAGUUGGUUUGUUGAUAAUGCAGCGGUGGAAGGAGUUAGUUUCCCUAGGAAAGGAAGUCUUUGAAUUUUUUCUGGGCUGAAGGGGGAAAACCUCAGAUUCUAGCUAGGUAGAUUCCAAGUAUCAAACAAAUUAUUACAGUAAAUGAAUAUGUGUAUGAAAGGGUAGUUGGUUGGCUGGCUGGCUUGCGUCUUUGAAUUCGGAGUUGAAGAAGAAGCGAAGAUUUAGAUAGAUGGGUGGAUGGUGUUCUGAAAGAAGGAAUUAGGAUUUCUUGCUUGCUUGCUUGCCUGCUUGCUUGUUUACUUGCUUUCAUUCCUUCUUUUCUGACCUGAUUAGAAAAUCAAAAUCUUGUCAUCUCUCAUGUCUAGGUGCAUAUAGAUCCGGUACAGAUAGAUAUUCAUUGAAUUCAUAAACUUUCUAUUCUUGCUUGCUUGCUUGCUACUUAACA
Botrytis cinerea B05.10 is the source of this 2297-nucleotide messenger RNA. RefSeq lists its product as hypothetical. Gene Ontology annotation, molecular function: 6-phosphogluconolactonase activity. Gene Ontology annotation, biological process: carbohydrate metabolic process; pentose-phosphate shunt. The transcript has a single exon. Lineage: Eukaryota; Fungi; Ascomycota; Leotiomycetes; Helotiales; Sclerotiniaceae. The record is from RefSeq and is a predicted model, not a curated record. Bases 1130 to 1915 code for a protein of 261 amino acids.